Miscanthus lutarioriparius is the source of this 792-nucleotide messenger RNA. The record is from the annotation of a GenBank genome assembly. Lineage: Eukaryota; Viridiplantae; Streptophyta; Magnoliopsida; Poales; Poaceae.
AUGGCAGCACCAGUAGAGACCAUGAACCCUAGCACUGAGGUUCUUGAGACUACAGUCACCUCAGUGUUCCAGCCAGGGAAGCUUGCCGUCGAGCUGAUUUCAGUGGAUCACAACACAAAUCCUACACCACCGAUCCCCGUCUUGAUUGCCGCUCCCAAGGAUUCAGGAACAUACCCAGUCGCCAUGCUCCUGCAUGGCUUCUGCCUCCAGAACCAUUUCUACGAACAAGUUCUCAAACGCAUUGCCUCUUUUGGCUUUAUCAUGGUUGCACCGCAGUUCCAUAUCAGCAUCCUGGGCAUGGCCAAAGGUGACACUGAGGACAUAUCCGCAGCAGCCCAAGUGACAGAUUGGCUCGCCAAAGGGCUACCAUCCGUCCUGCCCAAAGGCGUCGAGCCCAACCUUUCCAAGCUCGCUUUGGCCGGCCACAGCCGAGGUGGCCACACGGCAUUCUCUCUAGCCCUGGGGCAUGGCAAGACCAACCUCAAUUUCUCUGCCCUCAUCGAUGUGAACCACAAGGAGUUCUACAUCGAGUGCAAGCCACCUUGCUACUACUUUGUCACCAAGGACUAUGGGCAUCUGGACAUGCUAGACGACGAUGCUCCCAAGUUCAUGACCUGCAUGUGCAAGGACGGGAAAAACUGCAAGGACAUGAUGAGGAGGAGCGUUGCAGGGAUCAUGGUUGCAUUCUUGAAGGCCGUGCUCAGUGGAGAAGAUGGUGAUCUUAGUGUCAUAUUGAAAGAUCCUGGGCUCGCACCGACCACGCUGGACCCUGUUGAGCACCGUCUGGCAUGA